Messenger RNA from Cyclopterus lumpus (lumpfish), 2053 nucleotides. It is a transcript of the gene mmp23ba, whose product is annotated as matrix metallopeptidase 23ba. Gene Ontology annotation, biological process: extracellular matrix organization; proteolysis; collagen catabolic process. The coding region runs from base 699 to 1868 and encodes 389 amino acids. The record is from RefSeq and is a predicted model, not a curated record. Lineage: Eukaryota; Metazoa; Chordata; Actinopteri; Perciformes; Cyclopteridae. Gene Ontology annotation, cellular component: extracellular matrix. Gene Ontology annotation, molecular function: metalloendopeptidase activity; zinc ion binding. The transcript is spliced from 8 exons.
UGCCACAAGGAGGAUCUCGGCCUUGCUAAUGAAUCGAUAUAUUCCGCUCAUGUGGCCCAUAGACCAGGACGAUGAGUCGACAAUACGUCUGCUGUUAAAAUAAUACCAAUCGAUUACCUGUGAGCACCAGUUGUUAGACCCUAAAGUCCUUAUUUGAUUGAUUCUUAAUCAUGAGACUAAAAAGGGAAGCUCAAGUUUCUCCACCCUGUCUGCCCUGAAAGCGUCUGCUAAAAUUGGGCUAUGGAGAAGCCUAAACUACUUUUCUUUUUUCUUUCUCUCUCUCCCCCUCCGCAGCAUUACAUAAACCUCAGAACCCCCUGUUCAAAAUAAGCCGUCUGAACCGCUCCCGCAGGCUCCAGCGGGUGGUUUCGGUGGGCAUAUCGAGCGCAGUUUGGUUUGGUUCUCAUUAGAUCGUCUCGACACUGACCCGAUGCCCCAUCUCCGGUAAUAUGAAACCGGAGCUCUGGCAGGCGCACUGCGCGGAAGAGAGCCGAACAGAUGCAGUCCGCUCCGCUCUCACGACCCGGUCGGCGGGUUUGACUGCGCUGCCGCACACAGCACCAAGAAGCUGCGCGCGACGCCGGACGGCGCCAUAUGGCCAAGGAGUAAUGUUCUCGGGCACGGGUGAUACACCUGCGUAGUCUUCUCUGAGGUAUUAUUUGUGUUCUUUUGUUUCUUCUCCCCUCCGGAGGGGUGAUAUGUCGCAAACCAUGGUGCGCUGUCAGACUCCCAGAAGUGCACGAAGAGGCGAACGGGGCUUCGCUCCUCUGCUGGCGGCGGCGCUGCUCAGCCUUCUGGCCGCCGGGAUGCAACAAACCAGCGCGUUUCCCUCCUGGAGGUUAGAGGAAGAAGCUUACACCACUGUGCUGCUCAUCGGGAUCCGCAAAGAGGCCCGAACCCAAAUGCUUCACCUCUCCAGGAACAAACGCUACACCCUCACCCCGGAGAUGCUCAAGUGGGACAAGUUCAAGCUGACAUACAAGUUGCUCUCCUUCCCCACAAACUUGAUAAAUGCCAGCGACACGCGCCGAGGCAUCGCCAAGGCUUUUGGCAUGUGGAGCGACGUCUCUCCGUUCAGCUUCCGAGAGGUGCCAGCUGACCAAGAAGCUGACAUGAAGAUCGGCUUCUACCCCGCCAACCACACCGACUGUCUGCAGUCCUACUUGCACCAUUGUUUCGACGGCAUCACAGGAGAAUUGGCUCACGCGUUCUUCCCGCCAACUGGCGAGAUCCACUUCGACGACCACGAAUACUGGAUUCUGGGAAACAUGCGCUUUAGCUGGAAGAAAGGAGUUUGGCUGACGGAUCUCGUCCAUGUGGCAACUCACGAAAUUGGCCACGUCCUGGGACUCAUGCAUUCCUUGCACCCGAAAGCUAUAAUGCACCUGAAUGCGACUCUGACAGGGCGCAAGCUGAUCACGCAGGAUGACGUGUGGGGUUUGCACCGCCUCUACGGAUGUUUGGACCGGUUAUUUAUCUGUCCGGCAUGGGCUCGGAAAGGCUAUUGCGACAGCAAGCGUAAGCUGAUGCAGAAGCACUGCCCCGCCACCUGUGAUUUCUGUUACGAAUUUCCUUUCCCCACUGUGGCUCCCACCCAGACGCCCCCGAGGACCAAACACAAGCUGGUCGUCGAGGGCAAGAAGCUCACUUUUCGUUGUGGGAAGAAAAUAGCAUCGAAGAAAGGCAAAGUAUACUGGUACAAGGACGGGGAGCUGCUGGAGUACUCUCACCCCAACUACAUCUCCUUGAAAGACGACCACAUCACCAUCGUGGCCAACGCCAUCAACGAAGGCACGUACACCUGCAUUGUGAAGAAAAAAGACAAAGUCCUCACAAACUACUCGUGGAGGGUGCGCGUGCGCUUCUGAGGGGCCUCCGCACACUCAACAGGACGCAUCCGCACACACACACACACACACUUGCGCGCUCACAUUGGGGCCUCGUUCACUACGGCACAUAUUUGUUUUAAAAAAAGUGUUCUUCCUGUAUCUUCGACAUCUGUCAUUGUGUAACUGCGUGCUAAUGUGUGCAAAUAAUAAAUGAUCCGUGACGA